Messenger RNA from Seminavis robusta, 543 nucleotides. The record is from the annotation of a GenBank genome assembly. NCBI's taxonomy places the organism in Eukaryota, Bacillariophyta, Bacillariophyceae, Naviculales, Naviculaceae.
AUGCUCCUAUCACCGUUGGCUACCCCCUUUCAACCAGCCUUUGGCUCCUCCAAUGCGGUGGUCUUUAAUGAUGGCGUCCCCUGCAUGGUAGAAGAUAUCCAUGAUGUCAUUCAGGGGUAUCAAGACGAAACACUCGAUGAAAGCUUCCCUCCGUCGGCACAAGAGGCCGCCGAGCUAGAAGCCGUAGAGACCUUUGUGGACAUUAUGGCCACUCUCUCCUUGCUUGAAGAACGCGAAGAAAAGGCUCGCUCCAGCUUUUGUCAUGUCAAGAAACGCUGGGAGGCGCGACGAGUAGAUGGCCUGGUUGGAAAGCCACAUCCCGCCUUUCACUCGGUCAACAGUGUCAAGCGCAACAGUGGCAAGCAACUCAAGACGACCGAUCUGGUUCCCUUCCUCCUGUCGGCGGCGCCUAACACGGCGUUGCUCCAGAACCAGCAGCGGACCCAAGCACGGGACGAGUACCGUCGUAUGCGCGCCGAAAACAAGGCACGAAGCACUCAUCAACAGCCAAGGCCACUCCAGCAGCCACGAAAGAUGAACUAG